UUGCAGCUACUACUCCUAACACAUACUACAAGACAUCAGAAAUAUAUAAUUAAUGGCUUGUGAAAACAAAAUGAAAAGCGUGAAAGUAGUAGCUGAGUUGCCCAAUCUCAAAGCAGUGCCUUCUAAUUACUCUGUCGAUCACCAUCAUAACUCAUCACCAGCCAUAGACAGUAUUGAUGAUUCAUUACCCGUCGUUGAUUUUUCCCUCCUUUCCUCAGAAGAUCCUCAUCAACACUCCAAAGCCAUUCAGGACCUUGGAAGAGCUUGUGAACACUGGGGAUUUUUCAUGGUGGUGAACCAUGGAAUAGCAGAAAGUUUGAUGAAGGAGUUGAUUGGCGUGGCAAAUGAGUUCUUCUUGAUGCCAGAGGAGGACAAGUGGCGCUACAAAGGCCAACAAGUGUUUGAUCCCAUAAAGUAUGGCACCAGCUUUAAUUAUACUUCAAAGGAGACAACAUUUUACUGGAGAGACUACCUUAAACUCUCUGUUCAUCCUGCCUUUCACUCCCCUCACCAACCCAAGAAUUUCAGAGAACUUGUAUGGGAGUAUUGUGAGAAGUGCAGAAAAGUGACAAAAAUGUUACUCUCAGGAAUAUCAGAAAGCUUAGGAUUGGAAGAAGAGCUGAUGAGAAAAUCCCUGGAUCUGGACUCGGGUUUCGAGGUAUUUGUUGCAAAUUACUAUCCAGCAUGUCCACAGCCCGAACUUGUAAUGGGCCUUCCACCCCAUUCAGAUUUUGGGCUUUUGACCUUACUCAUUCAAAACGAAGUUGGAGGAUUACAAAUACAACACAAUGGAAAAUGGAUCAACAUCAAUCCCAUUCCCAACUCUAUUUUGAUUAAUACUGCUGAUCACCUCGAGAUAUUUACCAAUGGGAAAUACAAGAGCGUUUUGCACAGAGCAGUAGUGAAAAAGGUGCCAAGGAUAUCAAUAGGCAUUGCUAAUUGUCCAGCUAUGAAUGCCACAGUGAGACCAGCUGCUUCACCUUUGAUCCAAAAUGAAAGGUUGCCACCACUCUAUCUUCCCAUGAAAUUCAGUGAAUAUGUGGAGAUGCAACAAACUAAGCCACUAGACGGAAAGUCCAGCUUGGAUGAAAUCAAGAUUAAAUUAAAACAAACCUGAAAAAUAAGACCUUGUCGACCACACAUUAGUUAUUUCAUUUAGUUUAACACAUAAAGUGUUUAUAGGGUGGUCGAAAUCUGAAUUUUUUAUUACAUUUAGUACGAAAGCUCAAUAGGGACCAAGUUCACUAAACUUGUCUCUAGAAAUAUGUACUCUUUAAAUUUAAUCGUCAUUUAAUACCGAUGUUGCAAUUAAAAAAAAAGUAUUGAGGUGUAAGCAAUCUCUGAAACCU
Messenger RNA from Lycium ferocissimum, 1349 nucleotides. RefSeq names its product 2-oxoglutarate-dependent dioxygenase 19-like. The record is from RefSeq and is a predicted model, not a curated record. The coding region runs from base 53 to 1117 and encodes 354 amino acids. The transcript has 4 exons. NCBI's taxonomy places the organism in Eukaryota, Viridiplantae, Streptophyta, Magnoliopsida, Solanales, Solanaceae.